UGCGCUGUGCCGCUUCUGUCAGCCAGGGCGGUGAUCUCUCUCUCGCGCGCACACUCUUUCUUUACGUCUCUCCCUCUGUGGGAAAAACCCGAGCAGGAGGAGAGCAGCAGAAAGGGGGAGGAGGCGGACUGCUUCUUCUUCUUCUUCCGAUACAGCGGCGGCGGCGGCGGCAGGAUAUUUAGAGAAAUAAAUCAAAAAGAUCCACGCGGCAGCCCCCCCCCUCCCCCGGUGCGGAGCGGCAGAGGAAGAGAAAAACCACACGGAUGUGCCUCCGAAAGCGCAGCGGAUACCGCCCUCCGGACCUUAUUAAUGCCAAGAUUUACACAGGUCCGAUCCCGGCCGAGCGAGGGGGCGAGCUGGCCAUGGGGGGAGGUCGCAGCGAGACCUCAGCACUGAGCGGGGCAGGAGGGGGGCGGGGCGUUACCACUACCCAGAAUUCCCAGCGGCCCAACGCCUGCUGCUUCUGCUGGUGCUGCUGUUGCAGCUGCUCAUGGAAUGAAGAGGAGAGACGGAGGCGGAGGAGGAGGAAGAGAAUAUCACAGGACACCAAGAUGGAAACCAUACCAAACUGUGAAGCUUGCACCAAACCCACAACGGAAGAGAUGCGGAUGUGGGCUCAGUCCUUCGACAAGCUGAUGAGGAACCCAGCAGGUCGGAAUGUUUUUCGGGAGUUCUUGCGGACUGAGUACAGCGAGGAGAACAUGCUGUUCUGGUUGGCCUGCGAAGACCUCAAACAGGAAAUCAACAAGACCGCCAUUGAGGAGAAAGCGCGCUCCAUCUAUGAGGAUUACAUUUCAAUAUUGUCGCCAAAAGAGGUGAGUCUGGACGCCCGGGUUCGAGAGGUGAUCAACAGGAAGAUGCAGGACCCGACGCCUCACGCGUUCGAAGACGCCCAGCUACAGAUCUACACGCUGAUGCACAGGGACUCCUACCCACGAUUCCUCUCCUCCAACAUCUACAAGUCGCUCUUGCACGGCGGCUCACGUACCUCCUCUGAAUCCUAGUCCCACAUCUCCUCCUCUACUGGUCCUGCGCUCACAGGAUUGAUGCCAGACCAUUUCAUGACUUCUCCAGCACACUCCUCCCUCCCAGUACAGAACUACCCAAAAAUUACCAGACUCCUCCUCAGUUCACUUUCUCAGAAUCACAAAUCUCUCUGACUACUGCCAAGACUUUCUUCUCAUGUGUUGUUUUUUCCACUCCAUAUCUUCAACUUUUACUACUGCUGCCAAGACCUCCCCUCCUCUGCUGUUUCCUCCUCUCGUCUCUUCACUCCAGUAGACUUCUGUCUUCUGUACUUGACAAAUUCAUGCAAAUUACAACUAAAAACUAACAAAUAAUUGAAAAUAUUUGUCCGGUAAUA
Epinephelus lanceolatus (giant grouper) is the source of this 1363-nucleotide messenger RNA. RefSeq names its product regulator of G protein signaling 19 (gene rgs19). NCBI's taxonomy places the organism in Eukaryota, Metazoa, Chordata, Actinopteri, Perciformes, Serranidae. The record is from RefSeq and is a predicted model, not a curated record.